CCCGGCAUCGCCCACCUAUCUCGCGGGCACCCACCGGCCACCAUCCACCGCCUCCCAUCGAAAGAGAGAGAAGAAAAAAGGAACAAUCAGCCGAAAUGCUGCUAUCCCGCGCAUUAGCGCUACCCCUCCGCCGCGCGCUCUCCGCGCGCCAAACCCUCCAACGCACCCGCACGCAGCACAUGCACACACCCACAUGCGGGUGUGUGCGGCCCACGCUGCUCUCUCCACGCUUCGCCUCGCAGCGGCCCCCGCUUAUCAGAGAAUUGGUGUCUGGCUUCCAAGGGCUGGGCGUUAGCGUCAGCAGCAGCAGCAGCGGUGCCAGCAGGAUGCAAACGCGGGGGAUGAAAGUGCGGAGUUCGGUCAAGAAACUGUGUGAUGGGUGCAAGAGCGUGCGGCGGAAGAAGGGCAGAUAUGUGUAUAUUAUUUGCUCCAAGAAUCCAAAGCAUAAGCAGAGGCAAGGAUAAAAAAGCGAAAUCGUCAAUGCUGGGGUGGGUGGGCGAAGGAUGAAGGAUAAAGGGAAGAGGGGAUAUGAGCAAUGACUGGGGGGAGUAUGCGAAUAGACGAGAAGAAGCUGUACGAUAUGUAUGCGCAAGAAGCACUACAGGGCGUUCUUUUUUUUUUGAGACGGCAUCGUAAUAACAUGAUUGCACCACUCAAA
Exserohilum turcica Et28A is the source of this 658-nucleotide messenger RNA. RefSeq lists its product as uncharacterized. NCBI's taxonomy places the organism in Eukaryota, Fungi, Ascomycota, Dothideomycetes, Pleosporales, Pleosporaceae. Gene Ontology annotation, molecular function: structural constituent of ribosome. Gene Ontology annotation, biological process: translation. Gene Ontology annotation, cellular component: ribosome. The coding region runs from base 96 to 464 and encodes 122 amino acids. The record is from RefSeq and is a predicted model, not a curated record. The transcript has 2 exons.